CCGAGGCCCGCGCCUGCGUAGUGCGCGCGGGAGGGGCGGGGCUGGGCGGCAGGUCCCGGGUGCGGGCAGCGGGCAGCUGGUAGUGGGCGGCGUAGACCACUGCAGCAGCGAUGACGGAGGGCACGUGUCUGCGGCGCCGAGGGGGCCCCUACAAGACCGAGCCCGCCACCGACCUCGGCCGCUGGCGACUCAACUGCGAGAGGGGCCGGCAGACGUGGACCUACCUGCAGGACGAGCGCGCCGGCCGCGAGCAGACCGGCCUGGAAGCCCACGCCCUGGGGCUGGACACCAAGAAUUACUUUAAGGACUUGCCCAAAGCCCGCACCGCCUUUGAGGGGGCUCUGAACGGGAUGACAUUUUACGUGGGGCUGCAGGCUGAGGAUGGGCACUGGACGGGUGAUUAUGGUGGCCCACUUUUCCUCCUGCCAGGCCUCCUGAUCACUUGCCACGUGGCUCGCAUCCCUCUGCCAGCCGGAUACAGAGAAGAGAUUGUGCGGUACCUGCGGUCAGUGCAGCUCCCCGACGGUGGCUGGGGCCUGCACAUUGAGGAUAAGUCCACCGUGUUUGGGACUGCGCUCAACUAUGUGUCUCUCAGAAUUCUGGGUGUUGGGCCUGACGAUCCUGACCUGGUACGAGCCCGGAACAUUCUUCACAAGAAAGGUGGUGCUGUGGCCAUCCCCUCCUGGGGGAAGUUCUGGCUGGCUGUCCUGAAUGUUUACAGCUGGGAAGGCCUCAAUACCCUGUUCCCAGAGAUGUGGCUGUUUCCUGACUGGGCACCGGCACACCCCUCCACACUCUGGUGCCACUGCCGGCAGGUGUACCUGCCCAUGAGCUACUGCUACGCCAUUCGGCUGAGUGCCGCAGAAGACCCGCUGGUCCAGAGCCUACGCCAGGAGCUCUAUGUGGAGGACUUCGCCAGCAUUGACUGGCUGGCGCAGAGGAACAACGUGGCCCCCGACGAGCUGUACACGCCGCACAGCUGGCUGCUGCGUGUGGUAUAUGCGCUCCUCAACCUGUAUGAGCGCCACCACAGUGCCCACCUGCGGCAGCGGGCCGUGCAGAAGCUGUAUGAACACAUUGUGGCGGACGACCGAUUCACCAAGAGCAUCAGCAUCGGCCCGAUCUCGAAAACCAUCAACAUGCUUGUGCGCUGGUAUGUGGACGGGCCCGCCUCCACUGCCUUCCAGGAGCACGUCUCCAGAAUCCCGGACUAUCUCUGGAUGGGCCUUGACGGCAUGAAAAUGCAGGGCACCAACGGCUCACAGAUCUGGGACACCGCAUUCGCCAUCCAGGCUCUGCUUGAGGCGGGUGGGCACCACAGGCCCGAGUUUUCGUCCUGCCUACAAAAGGCGCAUGAGUUCCUCAGGCUCUCGCAGGUCCCAGAUAACCCUCCCGACUACCAGAAGUACUACCGCCAGACGCGCAAGGGUGGCUUCUCCUUCAGUACGCUGGACUGUGGCUGGAUCGUUUCUGACUGCACGGCUGAGGCCUUGAAGGCUGUGCUGCUCCUGCAGGAGAAGUGUCCCUAUGUCACCGAGCACAUCCCCCGAGAACGGCUGUGCGAUGCUGUGGCUGUGCUGCUGAACAUGAGAAAUCCCGAUGGAGGGUUCGCCACCUACGAGACCAAGCGUGGGGGGCACUUGCUGGAGCUGCUGAACCCCUCAGAGGUCUUCGGGGACAUCAUGAUUGACUACACCUAUGUGGAGUGCACCUCGGCCGUGAUGCAGGCACUUCAGUAUUUCCAAAAGCAUUUCCCGGACCACAGGGCAGCAGAGAUCAGGGAGACCCUCACGCAGGGCUUAGAGUUCUGUCGGCGGCAGCAGAGGGCUGAUGGCUCCUGGGAAGGCUCCUGGGGAGUUUGCUUUACCUAUGGCACCUGGUUUGGCCUGGAGGCCUUCGCCUGCAUGGGGCAGACCUACCAAGAUGGGACUGCCUGUGCAGCGGUCUCCCGGGCCUGUGACUUCCUGCUGUCCCGGCAGAUGGCAGACGGAGGCUGGGGGGAGGACUUUGAGUCCUGCGAGGAGCGGCGUUAUGUGCAGAGUGCCCAGUCCCAGAUCCACAACACAUGCUGGGCCCUGAUGGGGCUGAUGGCUGUUCGGCAUCCUGACGUCGAGGCCCAGGAGAGAGGAGUCCGGUGUCUGCUUGAGAAACAGCUCCCCAAUGGCGACUGGCCGCAGGAAAACAUUGCCGGGGUCUUCAACAAGUCCUGCGCCAUCUCCUACACGAGCUACAGGAACAUCUUCCCCAUCUGGGCCCUCGGCCGCUUCUCCCAGCUGUACCCUGAGAGAGCCCUUGCCGGCCGCCCCUGAGAACAUGCCUGCCUGCUGGGUGCCGUUUGUGCGUUCCCGUGAGGCCAAGGGGUCCUGGCCGGGUUGGGGAGCCCUCCCAUAACCCUGUCUUGGGCUCCAACCCCUCAACUCCCUCACAUCUCACAGAUGUGAGUCUGGGGACCAGGGUGGAGGCAGGGAUGGGGACAGGGUGGGUGGCUUAGACUCUUGAUUUUUACUGUAGGUUCAUUUCUGAGAGUAGCUUGUCGGGCUUGGGUGAGGAAGGGGGCACAGGAGCCGUGACCCCUGAGGAGGCACAGCGCCUUCCGCCACCUCUGGGCACGGCCUCCUCAAGGUAGUGAGGUUAGGAGGUGUUUUCUGACCAAUAGCUAAGUUCUUGGGAGAGGAGCAGCUGCGCCUGUGUGAUUCCUGAGUGUCAAGUGGGCUCUGGGCUGGGGUCGGCCCUGGGCAGGCUGCUCCUGCACCUUUUGUCUGCCGGGCUGAGGGACACGAGGGCAACCCUGUGACAAUGGCAUGUAGUGUGCAUCUGUGAACAGCCCAGCGCGGGGCGUGCUCAUGGAGCAUCCUGAGGCUGUGCAGCAGGGAGCCCCAUGCCCCUGGGUCGUGAGCUCGCCUGCGUAUGGGGGGGUGUCAUGGAGCCCCAUGCCCCUGGGUCGUGAGCUCACCUGCGUAUGGGGGGGUGUCAUGGAGC
This is a messenger RNA of Nomascus leucogenys (northern white-cheeked gibbon), 2979 nucleotides long. It is a transcript of the gene LSS, whose product is annotated as lanosterol synthase. The record is from RefSeq and is a predicted model, not a curated record. Gene Ontology annotation, cellular component: lipid droplet. Gene Ontology annotation, molecular function: lanosterol synthase activity. Gene Ontology annotation, biological process: triterpenoid biosynthetic process; cholesterol biosynthetic process. NCBI's taxonomy places the organism in Eukaryota, Metazoa, Chordata, Mammalia, Primates, Hylobatidae.